This is a messenger RNA of Danaus chrysippus (African queen), 1890 nucleotides long. NCBI's taxonomy places the organism in Eukaryota, Metazoa, Arthropoda, Insecta, Lepidoptera, Nymphalidae. The record is from the annotation of a GenBank genome assembly.
UUGGUCUCCAGUCUUCACACGCAGCCCUCCGUCUCCAGUCUUCACACGCAGCCCUCGGUCUUCAGUAUUCACACGCCGCCUCCGGUCUUCAAUCUUCACACGCCGCCUUUGGUUUUCAGUGGUCUUCAUUCUUCACACGCAGCCGUCGUUCUUCAUUCUUCACACGCAGCCCUCGAAGACAUUCUUCACACGCAGCCCUCCUUCUUCAUUCUUCACACGCAGCCCUCGGUCUUCAUUCUUCACCCGCAGCCCUCCGUCUCCAAUCUUCACACGCAGCCCUCGGUCUUCAGUAUUCACACGCCGCCUUCGGUCUUCAAUCUUCACACGCCGCCUUUGGUUUUCAGUGGUCUUCAUUCUUCACACGCAGCCCUCGGUCUUCAUUCUUCACACGCAGCCCUCGGUCUUCAUUCUUCACCCGCAGCCCUAGGUCUGCAGUCUUCACACGCAGCCCUCGGUCUCCAGUCUUCACACGCAGCCCUCGUUCUUCAUUCUUCACACGCAGCCCUCGGUCUUCAUUCUUCACACGCAGCCCUCGGUCUUCAUUCUUCACACGCAGCCCUCGGUCUUCAUUCUUCACACGUAGCCCUCGGUCUCCAGUCUUCACACGCAGCCCUUGGUCUCCAGUCUUCACACGCAGCCCUUGGUCUCCAGUCUUCACACGUAGCCCUUGGUCUCCAGUCUUCACACGCAGCCCUCCGUCUCCAGUCUUCACACGCAGCCCUCGGUCUUCAGUAUUCACACGCCGCCUCCGGUCUUCAAUCUUCACACGCCGCCUUUGGUUUUCAGUGGUCUUCAUUCUUCACACGCAGCCGUCGUUCUUCAUUCUUCACACGCAGCCCUCGAAGACAUUCUUCACACGCAGCCCUCCUUCUUCAUUCUUCACACGCAGCCCUCCUUCUUCAUUCUUCACACGCAGCCCUCGUUCUUCAUUCUUCACACGCAGCCCUCGUUCUUCAUUCUUCACACGCAGCCCUCGGUCUUCAUUCUUCACCCGCAGCCCUCCGUCUCCAAUCUUCACACGUAGCCCUCGGUCUUCAGUAUUCACACGCCGCCUUCGCCCUCCAUCUUCAUUCUUCACACGCAGCCCUCGGUCUUCAUUCUUCACACGCAGCCCUCGGUCUUCAUUCUUCACACGCAGCCCUCGGUCUUCAUUCUUCACACGCAGCCCUCGUUCUUCAUUCUUCACACGCAGCCCUCGGUCUUCAUUCUUCACACGCAGCCCUCGGUCUUCAUUCUUCACACGCAGCCCUCGUUCUUCAUUCUUCACACGCAGCCCUCGGUCUUCAUUCUUCACACGCAGCCCUCGGUCUUUAUUCUUCACCCGCAGCCCUCGGUCUCCAGUCUUCACCCGCAGCCCUCGGUCUCCAGUCUUCACCCGCAGCCCUCGGUCUUCAUUCUUCACACGCAGCCCUCGGUCUUCAUUCUUCACACGCAGCCCUCGUUCUUCAUUCUUCACACGCAGCCCUCGGUCUUCAUUCUUCACACGCAGCCCUCGGUCUUCAUUCUUCACAAGCAGCCCUCCUUCUUCAUUCUUCACACGCAGCCCUCCUUCUUCAUUCUUCUCCCGUCGCCCUCGGUCUUCACUCUUCUCCCGUCGCCCUCGGUCUUUAUAGAUCUCUUCAUCUUAACUCUAUUCCUCACGCCUGUUCACACUUCAAUUGUAUCAUUACGCUGCACCGAAGUCAGGACGCUGUGUGCUGGACCGGUGCAUCAGUGUGUCAGAGUCGGGGCGCUGUGGGACUGCACCGGUGUCCCGGAGUGGGGCGAUGUGUGAUGCAAAGGUUGCCGGAGUCGGGGCGAUGUGUGACUGACUGCACCGGUGUCGUAGUCGAGGCGCUGUGUGACAGCACCGGUGUGCCACCGGUGUACCGAAGUCAGGACGCUGUGUGA